Messenger RNA from Lynx canadensis (Canada lynx), 2285 nucleotides. RefSeq names its product solute carrier family 41 member 3 (gene SLC41A3). The record is from RefSeq and is a predicted model, not a curated record. NCBI's taxonomy places the organism in Eukaryota, Metazoa, Chordata, Mammalia, Carnivora, Felidae. Gene Ontology annotation, cellular component: plasma membrane. Gene Ontology annotation, molecular function: monoatomic cation transmembrane transporter activity. Gene Ontology annotation, biological process: monoatomic cation transport.
UGUUCUGCGGCGGCUGGGUACGGUGGCCUGAAGAUCUGGCGUUCCCUGUUUCCUCAUUGAGCCCUCCCCUUGGCCCGCGCGCCUUCUGCUCGCCUCUUGCGCGCUGCUGCCCGGGAGGGGAUCGGGUUAAGGCUGCCAGGGGCUCAGCUCUGCUCACAUGGAUGGGACAGAGACCCGACAGCGGAAGCCAGAGGAGCUGGCUCUGCCACACGCCUUCAGCCCUGGAAGACUCUCUGGAGCCUCAGAAGAUGGACUUCCGAGUGUGUCUGAGAGCCACAGGGUGGUCUCUAAACCACUGGGGUCUGAGUUCAGCAAGGAGACUGCCUUGUCCAUUGGCCUUCAGGUGAUGGUGCCCUUCAUGUUUGCAGGACUGGGACUGUCUGGGGCUGGUAUGCUUUUGAACUAUUUCCAGCAUUGGCCUGUGUUUGUGGAGGUUAAAGACCUAUUGACGUUGGUGCCACCCCUGGUGGGCCUGAAGGGGAACCUGGAAAUGACGCUGGCGUCACGACUCUCCACUGCUGCCAACACUGGACAAAUUGAUGACACCCAAGAGCAGCACAGAGUUAUCAGCAGUAACCUCGCCCUCAUUCAGGUGCAGGCCACUGUUGUGGGGUUCCUGGCUGCUGUGGCCGCCCUGCUGCUGGGUGCUAUGUCUAGGGAGGAGUUGGACUUUGUGAAGGUGGAGUUGCUGUGUGCCAGCAGUGUCAUCACCGCCUUUCUCGCUGCAUUUGCCUUAGGAAUGCUGAUGGUCUGCAUAGUAAUUGGUGCUCGGAAGCUUGGGGUCAAUCCAGACAACAUUGCCACGCCCAUUGCUGCCAGCCUGGGAGACCUCAUCACGUUGUCCAUCCUGGCCUUUGUUAGCAGCUUCUUCUAUAAACACAAAGAUAAUCGAUACCUGACGCUGCUGGUCUGUAUCAGCUUCACGGCCCUGAUCCCCUUGUGGGUCCUCAUUGUCAAGCAGAACCCGCCCAUCAUGAGGAUCCUGAAGUUCGGGUGGUUCCCAAUCAUUCUAGCGAUGGUCAUCAGCAGUUUUGGAGGGCUCAUCUUGAACAAAACCAUUUCUAAACAGCAAUUCCAAGGCAUGGCCAUAUUUACUCCCAUCAUAUGUGGUGUUGGUGGCAAUCUAGUGGCAAUUCAGACCAGCCGGAUCUCCACCUACCUGCACAUGUGGAGCACACCUGGUGUCCUACCCCUCUGGAUGAAACAAUACUGGCCUAAUCCAUGCUCCACUUUCUGCACCUCAGAAAUUAAUUCCAUAUCAGCUCGAGUCCUGCUCUCUCUGGUGGUUCCAGGCCAUCUGAUUUUCUUCUAUAUCAUUUACUUGGUGGAAGGCCAUUUGGUCCCACAAAGUAAGAUGUUUGUGGUGUUCUAUCUGCUAGCAAGUCUGAUGCAGGUGACAAUUCUGCUGUACCUGGCAGAAGUAAUGGUUCGGCUCACGUGGCACCAGGCUCUGGAUCCAGACAGUCACUGCAUCCCCUACCUCACAGGGCUGGGGGACCUGCUAGGGACUGGCCUCCUGACACUCUGCUUCCUUAUCAACUGGUUAUUGAGGAGUGAAGCAGGGCUGGAUGGCAUCUCAGACCCAGCAUCCGGGCCUCCCUAAUGAGCCCAGGCAGCCAUAUUUGCUCAGUAGAAUUUUCCUUCCCACCAGCAGGGUACAGAAUACAGUUUCUCCCUGACUAGGUCCUCAGGAAGGAUGGUUAACACCCUGAUUCUGCAGUGACCCUUUGUCAGUCUUCCAGGGACAUUCACACAUCUUGACUCUGGAGUUGGAAGCUGAGCCUGUAAAGGUGAAGGAGACCUGAAAUCAGAGGCAGUGUUUGUGUACAUGUGACUGCAUGCUCCUGGGCUUGAGUGUGUACUCAUGUGCUGGGUGAGUGCAAAUAAGUGCAUGUGUGUGUGUGGAGAGCAGGGGACUCUGGCCUGAAGACGCUGAAGGAAGAGGCAUGUCCAGUGCACUGGGGGGAUGUGUGGGCAGUGUUCUGUGUCCACACAGCCUGUACUUGGAAGGAGCAGGAAGGAAACACUUUCUGUGCCUAUACCUCAGGACUGUGCUGUGGCUUACCCACAGGCUGACUAGAUCCAAGCUUCAUGGGCUAUUUUGCUGAUGUGCCUGCAAAUGUGCAACCCUUCCCAGGACAGCCCUUCCUUGCAUACCCUUGUCAUCUGCUCUUGGUAUUUAAUCCUGUCGCUAUUUUUCUUUUUCUUUUUUUAUGUUGAAGCCAAACUUCUGUUUAGAUUUUAGUGAUCAUAAAAGUAUAAAAUAAAACAUAGAUUAUAUUGUA